Messenger RNA from Paraphaeosphaeria sporulosa, 816 nucleotides. Its product is annotated as DNA glycosylase. Gene Ontology annotation, biological process: base-excision repair. The annotation marks the transcript as partial. The transcript has a single exon. Gene Ontology annotation, molecular function: catalytic activity. NCBI's taxonomy places the organism in Eukaryota, Fungi, Ascomycota, Dothideomycetes, Pleosporales, Didymosphaeriaceae. The record is from RefSeq and is a predicted model, not a curated record.
UCAGCAUCGAAAUCAACGGCAACAACCAAAGAUCUCUCGUCAAAGAAGCUGCAAGCAUACUUCACGAACGCAGGCCAAUCGCCAUUCCCGACCUUCAAGCACCCAACUAGAGACGAAGCCAAACUUGCGCAUCGAAUUCUGGCCUCGAUGCACGGUGAGCGCACUCGUCCAAAGGAAGUCAUCGCGAGCAAAGACCGCGCAGGAUGCGGCGACUCGCCAUCUGUUCUAGAUGCACUAGUGCGCACCAUUCUCUCGCAAAACACAAGUGAUAAGAACUCGACGCGAGCUAAGCAAAGCAUGGACGAAGUUUAUGGCGGCUCGGACCAAUGGGAUGCCAUUGUGGCAGGAGGAGAAUCGAAACUACAGAAGGCCAUCCAAAGCGGCGGUUUGAGCGUGGUGAAGUCUAAAGUCAUCAUCUCGAUCCUAAAGCAAGCGAAAGCCAAGUACGGCGAGUACACCCUAGAUCAUCUACACCGGGCCAGCAACGAAGACGCCAUGCGCGAGAUGUUAAACUUCCAAGGCGUGGGUCCCAAGACAGCGAGUUGCGUACUGUUGUUCUGUCUGCAGCGCGAGAGCUUCGCGGUUGAUACCCAUGUCCAUCGUAUUACGGGCUUGCUCGGUUGGCGCCCUAAGACCGCGAGUCGCGAUGAAACGCAUAGCCACCUGGAUGUCAUGAUCCCUGACGAAGACAAGUACGGGCUGCACAUCCUGCUCGUCAAACAUGGCAAAGUCUGUGACGAGUGUAAAGCUGGAGGCAAGAAUUCGGGGAAGUGCGAGUUGCGGAAGGCUUUCCGACAGGGCAAAAUCAAGGGAGAG